Messenger RNA from Ochlerotatus camptorhynchus, 1327 nucleotides. RefSeq names its product cathepsin B-like. Gene Ontology annotation, molecular function: cysteine-type endopeptidase activity. The transcript has a single exon. Gene Ontology annotation, cellular component: lysosome. The record is from RefSeq and is a predicted model, not a curated record. Lineage: Eukaryota; Metazoa; Arthropoda; Insecta; Diptera; Culicidae. Bases 118 to 1134 code for a protein of 338 amino acids.
AUGCUGAUCUGCAACAAUCGCGCACCUUAUCUGAACGGUGUGAUCGAACUGCUAGCCCCUCCCGAUUGGCACAAACAACAAUCCAACGGUUAGUUUUGCUACGGAUACAGACGUGAAAUGGUCAAAUUUAAGUCGCUCUUCUUCGCUACUACGGUCGUUGUCGGUUUGUUCAGCCCGGUUGCAACCAGGUCGGAACGCCACGGCGAUGACCCUUUCAACGAUGGCUUCCUGACUCAGGUGCGGAUGCACGCCAAAACCUGGACCCCGGAUGGCAGCUUCCGUAAUGGGAUACAGUUCGAGAAUUUUCGCAACAUGAAGGGAAUCUACGAGAGCAAGAUCGGGUUCCAUUUGCCAACGAAGGUACACCACGUGGCUUAUGACGUGGAAAUUCCGGAGUAUUUUGAUGCUCGAGAGAAGUGGCCGUUUUGCAAGUCGAUUUCCACGAUCAAGAAUCAGGGACUGUGCGGGGCGUGCUGGGCGGUGGCAGCCGUGAGUGUGAUGUCCGAUCGAAUGUGCAUCCACUCGGAGGGGAAGUUCGAUCUGGAACUGGCGGCCGAGGAUCUGAUGGGAUGUUGUAAGGAUUGUGGCAACGGGUGUAACGGUGGAUUUUUGGACGGAACUGCGUUCCAGUACUGGGUGGACGUGGGACUGGUGAGCGGUGCGGCGUACAACAGUACGGAAGGGUGCAAGCCAUAUCCGUUCAAGCCGUGUCUGUAUCCGUUCGAAGGGUGUCACCCGGAGAAGACUCCUGCCUGUUCACAUCACUGUACCGCAGGGUACGACGGCACGUAUCGUAAGGAUAAGUACUACGGAACAGCGGCGUACAAACUUCCGAACGACGAACGGAUGAUCCAGCUGGAGAUUAUGACGAACGGACCGGUCGAGUCCGGGUUCAGCGUCUAUCAGGAUCUGUACCUGUACCGGAGCGGUGUGUAUCGGCACGUGGUUGGACGGGAGGUGGGCAAACACGCCGUGCGGCUCAUCGGAUGGGGCAAGGAACGUGGCGUACCGUACUGGUUGAUUGCCAAUUCGUACGGGGCGGAUUGGGGCGAACGCGGAUACUUCAAGAUGCUUCGUGGAUCCAACCAUCUGGGAAUCGAAUCGGUGGUCAUCGCCGGACUGCCCAAGGUUUGAGGAACGGGGAUCAUCAUUUCGGCAUUGAUUGAAUAGGAGCGAGCGUUCGUAAAAAAUCUAAUAUCGGCCUUUUGUUUUAUUUUCUUUGCUUUCUCUUUUUUUCCGACGGCGACGUCCGAUGACGUCUCUCCCUCUCUGCCUUCAAAUGGUUUCCUGCUUUGUUUUCACUGAACGCACGAUUUUGCAACAGUAA